UCAACAGCAAAUAUUUUCCUUUUACAGAGCAGACCAGUAGAAGAUAGCGGCGAGAUUAGCGUGUCUAAAACAGCCGAAAGAUCUCAACCGGAAGCUGCAACUCGACUGAUUCGUUUUUAGAGAAAAUUCAGGACGUGCAGAACAUGAAGCCCCACCAUGUGGUUUAUCUGCUUCUCCUGCUUCAGCUCUGGCAAAACACUGUCCUGAGCAUCUCCAGCACCUCCUGCCCUUCACAAUGCCAAUGUUUUUCCACAACAACUGUCAUUUGCUCCGAUCUGCUGAUGAAGGCUUUGCCGGUGAACAUCCCUGCAAAUGCGACAGCGCUGAUCGUCUUAGCAUCCGGUCUGAGAAAGAUCACCUCUCUGGGGGAUCUGAAGAACCUGACCAAACUGGUAUUCUUGAGCAACCCAGUGCAGAACAUCUCACACAAUGCCUUUGAAGGUCUGACGAGUCUACAGGAGCUGGAGAUCAGUGGGACUUUUUUGUUGGCCCUGGAAGCUGGACUCUUUAAUAAGUUGGACAAGCUCACUAAGCUUCUUCUCAACAACAACCACAAGAUAAAGAUUUUAGCACCAAACCUUUUUGAAUCUCUGGAGAAGCUGGAGGUGCUUCAGCUGCAUGGAAACAUGCUGCAAAAUCUCCACAAGGCUCUGUUCCUCAAGCUUACCAACCUUCAUGAACUCAAUCUGUCUUCCAACCAGCUAUCUACAGUAGACACCAGCAGGCUGAGCAAGCUGAAGAAGUUAGAUUUGGGUUUGAACCAGAUCACCGACCUAUCCCUGGACACCUUUAAGGGAAACCUUCAGCUGCAGAUUCUGUCCCUGCAGGGGAACAUGAUCAGCAAACUUGAUCCUGGUAUCUUCAGCCACCUGGACAAUCUAGAGGAGGUGAAUUUGAGAGAUAACAAAUUAGAGGUGCUAAGUUCUGGAUUAUUCCCUUCCAACCUGAAGAACCUCAUGCUCAAAGGGAACUCCCUGCUCCAACUAUCCUCUUCUGCAUUUACCAAUCUUCACAACCUCAUUUAUCUGGACUUGUCUCAAAACCUGCUAUCUUCUCUCCCGGCAGAACUUUUCCAGAACCUUUCCUCAUUGGAGCGUCUAGACUUGUCUGGGAAUAGGCUUCAGGAAUUAUCCAGCACUGUGUUCAGAGGCCUUUUCCAAAUCAGUGUCAUUGAUCUGCAGAAGAACAACCUGACCUCACUAGAAGCAGACGUUUUCACAGAUCAGGGAAACAUGUCACGUCUCAUCUUAGCCGGGAACCAACUGGAGAACCUUCCGUUCGGAAUUUUCGAGACGUUAGAUUUCGAGUGCUUGUUGCAGCUGCGUAGUAAUCCCUGGCGCUGCGAUUGCAACCUGGUGUACUUUCAUGAAUGGUUAUAUUAUUUAAGCAACACCGUGCAGGACCUGAGCCAGGUUUACUGCACUGAACCCCAGCCUCUCAGGGGGAUGAGUCUGACCACCGUGAACAAGGAGCAGCUCGUCUGCAUCAACAGAACUAUCUCCGAGAUAGAACCUACCAUUAACCAGGCCACCAGCAUUGACUCAAACAGACAGUGCAGUCUUCAGGAAGCCGAUGGCGACAUCGUUAUUCGGUGCGAGCUCAUGACCUGCACUGAUUUAAAGCUCGAUGUCUGUUUUCACCAGGAAGAUGGAAGCGUUUUAAAUUACACCGUGACAGAACCCUGGCCAGGGUCUUCUCAGUGCUCUAACGGGACAGUAAUCCUCACUGUUUAACCUUAGGCUUUUAUUUUUGAACAGGCUUCUACAGGGACACCUAAUACACAUCAAAAUAAAGCUGCAGUAAUGUCAUGUGGUCAGAUUUUGAGGACACAAACACUUAUUCCCAAUUCAUGAAUUUCUUUGAGUUUUGUUUACCAGACCUCGCUAACCUCUCUUAAUACUUCAUGUUCUUCUGACUUCAUGAAUGUUUCUUAUUCUCACCAGUCUUUCAGUCUUCUAAAUCCUUAUAAAUAAAUAAACCUUCCUGUUACAAAACACUGACUUCAUCCAAUCUUUCAAA
Molecule: messenger RNA, 2019 nt
Organism: Hemibagrus wyckioides
Lineage: Eukaryota; Metazoa; Chordata; Actinopteri; Siluriformes; Bagridae
Product: carboxypeptidase N subunit 2
Exons: 2
Coding region: 144-1733 (529 amino acids)
Molecular function (GO): protein binding
Source: RefSeq, a predicted model, not a curated record